CUUCGUUUCUGCUUUAUAUCCUCAGAAAGACAGUAAAGAAGACUAGAAGACUAGAAGACUAGAAGAAAAGAUACAGCAAAGAGAAUGUCGUCGAAUUCGAUAAAGCUGCUUGCGGGAAACUCGCAUCCUGAGCUGGCGAAGCUGGUGAGCAUGCGACUCGGAAUCGAGCUCGCGAAAAUCGCAGUCUUUCAAUACUCCAACCAAGAGACCUCGGUCACCAUCGGCGAGUCUGUUCGUGACGAGGAUGUCUUCAUCCUGCAGACCGGCUGCGGCGAGAUCAACGACAACCUCAUGGAGCUCCUCAUCAUGAUCAACGCCUGCAAGACCGCCUCCGCGCGACGUAUCACCGCCGUGAUGCCCAACUUCCCCUACGCGCGCCAGGACAAGAAAGACAAGUCGCGCGCGCCCAUCACCGCAAAACUCAUGGCAAACAUGCUCCAGACCGCGGGCUGCAACCACGUCAUCACAAUGGACCUCCACGCGUCCCAGAUCCAGGGCUUCUUCGACGUCCCCGUCGAUAACCUCUACGCCGAACCCUCGGUGCUCAAGUACAUCCGCGAGUCCGUCGACUACGCCAACGCCGUCAUCGUCUCCCCCGACGCCGGCGGCGCGAAGCGCGCGGCUGCGCUCGCAGACAGACUCGACCUCAACUUUGCGCUCAUCCACAAGGAGCGACAACGCGCAAACGAGGUCUCCCGCAUGGUCCUCGUCGGCGACGUCGCGGGCAAAGUCGCCCUCCUCGUCGACGACAUGGCCGACACCUGCGGCACCCUCGUCAAAGCCGCCGAGACCCUGACCACCCACGGCGCCGUCGGCGUCGUCGCCAUCGUCACCCACGGCAUUCUCUCCGGCAAAGCAUGCGAGCGCAUCUCCGCCAGCAAGCUCACCCGCGUCAUCUGCACAAACACCGUCCCGCACGACGACAAGAAGCUCAUUUGCCCGAAACUGGAUACAAUCGACAUCAGUCCGACCCUGGCCGAGAGCAUACGUCGGUUGCACAACGGCGAGAGCGUGUCCUAUCUCUUCAACCAUGUUCCUUUGUAGUUUCAUCUUUAGGCGUUUGUUUUGUUGAUCUUGUCUGUAAUAUUUUUUUUUAUUCUUUUGAUUCUUUUGUAAUAUUGGUGCAAUAAACUUCCCUACUAUAAGUAUUCCAUAUAUAUCUACAUUUAUAUGAUCAUCUUUGCGAUGCUCUCAUGUCUGUGUUAUAAUUUAUGAUCUUCUUGGUGCAAUAAAACUUCUCCA
Messenger RNA from Myxozyma melibiosi, 1242 nucleotides. Its product is annotated as phosphoribosyltransferase-like protein. Lineage: Eukaryota; Fungi; Ascomycota; Lipomycetes; Lipomycetales; Lipomycetaceae. Gene Ontology annotation, molecular function: magnesium ion binding; ribose phosphate diphosphokinase activity. The transcript has 3 exons. The record is from RefSeq and is a predicted model, not a curated record. Bases 85 to 1044 code for a protein of 319 amino acids. Gene Ontology annotation, biological process: purine nucleotide biosynthetic process; 5-phosphoribose 1-diphosphate biosynthetic process; ribonucleoside monophosphate biosynthetic process. Gene Ontology annotation, cellular component: ribose phosphate diphosphokinase complex; cytoplasm.